This is a messenger RNA of Amphiprion ocellaris (clown anemonefish), 2698 nucleotides long. Its product is annotated as complement factor H-related protein 1-like. The transcript has 10 exons. Bases 88 to 1317 code for a protein of 409 amino acids. Lineage: Eukaryota; Metazoa; Chordata; Actinopteri; Pomacentridae. The record is from RefSeq and is a predicted model, not a curated record.
AACUUCUUGCUCAGCAAUUAUUAACCAGGUCACUUCUAAACGAGGAUCCUAACUCUGCUUUGGUGUGGUGAUUUGAUUCCUGACAAAAUGUGCGUGAGGUGUCUUGGAUUCGUUCUCUUGCUUUGGUUUCUUGGAGUGCUUCAUGCACAAAAGGCAACCCAGCAGUGUGCUGCUCCUCGCCUGAAUGAGGGUUAUUUUGUCCCUAAACAUGAGAUGUAUCCUCAUGGAACAACGCUCCGUUAUGCCUGUGAUAGGGGCCACAAACCAGCAGUGGAGGGCUGGUGGGCAACAAGCAUAUGUGAAAAUGGCAAAUGGUCUCAUCAGCCACAAUGUAUAAAUGAAAAAGCCUGCAUUCAUCCAACUGUUCCCAAUGCAAAACACCCUGACAACUCAAACAGUUGGUAUGAGGAGGGAAGUACCAUAACUAUAACAUGUAAUAAUGGGUAUGAACCAAAAGCCACCACAGUGAAAUGUGUGAAUGGAACAUGGAGCUCUGCACCAGUCUGUGACAAAAGUAUCGAUGCAUGCGAUGAGCCUCCUCAAAUCCCUCAUGCAGUCAUCAUUGAUCGGGGAUACCAGGAAGUGUUUGCGGUCGGUUCUAGAGUGCAAUAUGAAUGUGAAGGUGGAUACAGUACAGAGGGAACAAACACCCAAAAAUCCAUCAUUUGCUCAUCCGGAAGCUGGAGUGAAGGUCCAAUAUGCAAAAGUCCCAAUGAUUGCGUUGAACCUCCUCAAAUCCCUCAUGCAGUCAUCAUUGAUCGGAGAUACCAGAAGGUGUUUGCGGUCGGUUCAAGAGUGCAGUAUGAAUGUGAAGAUGGAUACACUACAGAGGGAACAAACACCCAAAAAUCCAUCUUUUGCUCAUCUGGAAGCUGGAGUGAAGGUCCAACAUGCAGAUCUCCUCCCAGCUCUGGAUCAAAUGGUGGAGGAAGUGGACACCCCUUUGCAACAAUUGACAAAUGUGGAGACAUUCCUGCAGUUCCAAACGGUGAUGUUGUGCAAACUGGUCUAAGAGGUUUGAAAUACCAGUGUGUAAAUUAUUACAAACUAGAGGGUCCAGAUAUAGUGGUUUGCUACAGAGAUGGCACCUGGUCUCAAGUGCCCACUUGCAAAGCUGCCUUCUGUUCUGUGGACACCAAUGUAUAUCCUCAGUUAAAAUCUGUUGGAGUGAAAUACAUAAAAGAUGGUGAGAGUGAGAGAUUGGAAUGUGAAGACCUCUGGUUGACGGAUCACUUUUCUCAGGCGCAGUGCACUGAUGGAAGAGUGAAACUUUCCAACUGCUGUAACAGGUUCGAACUAAAAGUGGGUUACUGCUAAGGUGAAGAUACUGCUGCUGUUGGAAGCUCCUGAGAGACAACUGGCUUAUGAUAAUACUCUCACAUUCUAUGUUGAGUUUUAUUUUGAUCUAGAAAUGUGUACAGUUCACACCAGAAGUGAGUACACCCCUGUGUAAUAUAAUGCAAAUGUCAAAUGAUUCAACAUUGUAUUUGCAUUACUUCUAAGUUGAAUAGUGUUGUAUUUAUGUGUUCUACUUAUUUACUUAAAUGAAAUAUAAAAAUUAAAAGAUUAGAUUUAUUAUGAUAAAAAUGCAAGCCCCAGAAUGGAAACUUAAUGUAACAAAAGUCAACCAGAUUUUUGGUGCCAGGCUCAAUAAUCCUCCUCGACACAGAGGAUACUAGAGUUACUGUUAAUGCUGGAAUAUUUGGUACCUGCAAAGCUUCUGCAAAUUGGAAGUCAUCAUGUCACCAAGAAUUUUAGUACAUCCACAGAUAUUCAUGGUGUCAUCUGUAAUUAUCAUUUCCCCUUUUGCACUCACGCAACCUUUGUCAUCGCAGUACUUCACUGUCAGGACUAUGCAUUCACUGUGGUACACAAUAAACAUGUGACCCAUCAGAGCUAAACAAAUGUAUCUUUGUAUCUUAGUUUCAUCUGACCACAAAACAGCCACCAUGCUUGUUUUUUACUUCCAAUCAGUCAGGGUGUUUUGCUUGGACGCCGUCCGUAGAGGUUGAUGUAUGAUGAUUUUCCACAAUGAGUGAUUCCAGCAACUCCAGUGUCCAUUGAAAACCUCUGUGCCGAGUCUGAAGCUCUUGACCAUUUGUUUUUCCAGAGCUAGAUUGUACAAGAAGCACAAUGUCCUUGGCAUUGUUUUAGGAGGAUGACCGCUGCAGCUCUGAUUAGUGGUAUUAUCUCUCAUUCUGUGCCUCAUGACUGCUGCUUCAAAUGUGUUCUCACAGACUUUUUGUUGGCAAUCAGCCUCUCUGUAGCCUUUUCCAUCUUUGUGAAGUCUCAUGAUCACAUUUAUCACUUCCUCUGGCAAUUCUUUUAUAUGUGGAGCCAUGAUGACAACAUAGCCCAUAGGUCAAUAACUGACAAAGUUCUGGUCUUCAAGUGCCAUUUUUGGACCAUAUUUAUCACAUGUGAAAUCGCAUGCGUAUUGGUGAAUUCACUGAAUUCUGAGUUUCUACUUUGAGGCCCGCAUUUUCAUUAUUUUUUUUCUAAAGUAAUGAUUUUUGAUUGUGCAUAAGAGGAAUCACUUCACUGUUAAAGCUUUUGGAAUGAAAUAUAAUGUGGAAUCAUUUGACAUUUAAGUGAUUUAGCACAUUGGUGUACUCACUUCUGUAUAUUAUGGAGGAGCAAGUUGUUCGUUUGUGCUCAAAGCUGCAAAAAAUAAAUCAGCUGAUAAAUGUGGACUAAA